AUGAGUCUCUGUGGCCGUCAAAAGGUCGUUCGACGCAAGAUGGUGCUAUUGUCAAUAAGAGGGGACGGCGCUUGCGGCAAGACCUCCGCUCUGAAUGUCUUCACCAGAGGGUGGGCACCCCUUGUAUUUUCCCUUGUGGCCAAGACCGCUAACUUUCUGGUAGAUACUUUCCUACGGUCUAAUAUCUUCGUGGACAAUGUACACAUGGAAUUGUCGCUAUGGGAUACGGCCGGCCAGGAAGAAUUUGACCGACUGCGCGCGCUAUCUUAUGAGGACACACACGUGAUUAUGCUUUGUUUCAGCGUUGACAGUCGCGAUUCGUUCGAGAACGUGGCGAGCAAAUGGAUAGAAGAGAUCUCGGAGAACUGCGCCGGCGUCAAAUUGGUGCUCACUGCCCUCAAGUGUGAUUUGAGGAAGGACGAGUUCCUCAACGACAACCCGAACGCGAUCACCUACGAAGAAGGACUGGCGAAAGCCAAGGAAAUUGGUGCCGUGAAAUACCUGGAGUGCUCCGCCGUGCAAAAUCGUGGUAUCAUGGAAACAUUCUACGAAGCUGCAAAGGUCGCCCUGGAAGUCAAAACUCAGGGCUCGAAUGGAUCCGGCGAACGGUGUGUCAUUCUGUAG
This is a messenger RNA of Aspergillus niger, 624 nucleotides long. RefSeq lists its product as uncharacterized. Bases 1 to 624 code for a protein of 207 amino acids. Lineage: Eukaryota; Fungi; Ascomycota; Eurotiomycetes; Eurotiales; Aspergillaceae. The transcript is spliced from 5 exons. Gene Ontology annotation, biological process: small GTPase-mediated signal transduction. The record is from RefSeq and is a predicted model, not a curated record. Gene Ontology annotation, molecular function: GTP binding; GTPase activity.